AUGGUGAAGCUUGUGUACAGGGUUCGCAGGACAGUAACAAAGGGACUUCUUAUGCAUUUAGGAUGCGAUGUAACCACUGCAAGCUCGAGUGAAGAAUGUGUUCGUGUUGUUUCUCUGGAACAUGAAGUGGUCUUCAUGGAUGUUUGUACAGGGUUAGAUGGUUAUGAACUAGCAGUACGACUUAUGGCUGACGUCAACAACAUGCCUUCGGAGAACCAAACCAACAACAUGCUUUCGGAGAAUCCAACCAUUGUUCCUGGAACCCAGACGGUCUUCGCAAAAUCACUUCCGGACGUGUCUAAAAUUGAAAUUUUCUUUGGACAGAACUUUCGACGCCGGCAAGAAUGCGUUUCCACCCUUUUAGACAUGUAUGGAGUUGCUGAUGCUCUUUCAUCUCCGAAGCCUAACUCUACUAUUCCUUCAAACUCAAAGCUAGUUGAAGAGUGGACUUACGGAAACAAGGUAUGCCGACACACUCUACUUAGUGCACUCUCUAAUGAUUUGUUCGAUGUGUACUGUUCCUACAAGGAAGCAAAGGACAUUUGGGACUCGUUGAUUCUCAAAUACACUGCCGAAGAUGUCGUCAGACAAAGGUUUGUCAUAGGAAACUACUACCGUUGGGAGAUGAUUGAAGACAAGGACAUAAAAACCCAAAUCAAUGAAUACCACAAGUUGCUUGAAGAUAUCAAAGCGGAGAACCUUCUUCUACCAGAUGAAUUUGUCUCACAACUUCUGAUCGAGAAAUUGCCACCUUCCUGGACUGAUUACAAGCAACAACUGAAACAUAGACACAAGCAAAUGUCACUUUCAGAGCUGAUCACUCACAUAAUCGUUGAAGAUACCAACAGGAAAGAAUGUGUUACUGCAAGGGCCAAAGCUUUGUCUGCAAAAGCAAACGUGGUAGAAGACAAACCUGCUCCAAAAAGGUACGAACAUAAACCUGAUCACAAUAAGAAAAAUUAUUUUCGAAAAUCUCGUCCCAACGGAUCUAACCCCACCUUUAAGAAGAAAGGAAAUUGCUUCGUAUGUGGGAAGUCGGGCCAUCAUGCACCGCAGUGCAGGCGCAGAGCAAGAAACGACAAUCCUCCUAGGGCCAAUAUAGCCGAAGGAGAUGAUAUUAUUGCUGCGGUCGUUUCUCAAGAAAAUUUGAUGACCAAUGUGAGCAAACCNGGUGGUAGCCGUGGGUGA
This is a messenger RNA of Vigna radiata var. radiata (mung bean), 1188 nucleotides long. RefSeq lists its product as uncharacterized. The transcript has 3 exons. The coding region runs from base 1 to 1188 and encodes 395 amino acids. NCBI's taxonomy places the organism in Eukaryota, Viridiplantae, Streptophyta, Magnoliopsida, Fabales, Fabaceae. The record is from RefSeq and is a predicted model, not a curated record. Gene Ontology annotation, molecular function: zinc ion binding; nucleic acid binding.